GUCGGAAGGGAGCUCUCCAACCCGCACUAUUCCAUCAUCGCGGGAGGAAGAAGGACAAGAGGAGGAGUGAGGGGAGAAGAAGAUUUUAGGAAUUUCUGCCCCCACUCUCUGGGGCAAUAACCUUUUGGAAAUCAAUGGCAAUCAUAACCUUAUUGAAAAGGGGAAAUGAUGUCGUAUCAAUAUACCUCACAACCUCUUGAGGAUGCCUGCCAUAGAUGUGGGCAAAACUUCAGGAGAGAAUGCUUCUGGAUCGUGGCCCUGUCCUAUCCCUUUGGCAAAUGAGAAUCACCAUGAACAUGUGGAGACCACCUUUUGAAAACCACUAGUCAAGAAUGAUGGCUGAAAGUGAGGAGUUGAGGAGUCUUAUAAAAAGGUAAAGGUUUCCCCUGACGUUAAGUCCAGUCAUGUCUGACUCUGGGGGUUGGUGCUCAUCUCCAUCUCUAAGCCGAAGAGCCGGCGUUGUCCAUAGACACCUCCAAGGUCAUGUGGCCGGCAUGACUGCAUGGAGCGCCGUUACCUUCCCGCCGGAGCGGUACCUAUUGAUCUACUCACAUUGGCAUGUUUUCGAACUGCUAGGUUGGCAGAAGCUGGAGCUAACAGCGGCCGCUCAUGCCGCUCCUGGGGAUUGAACCUGGGACCUUUUGGUCUGCAAGUUCAGCAGCUCAGUACUUUAACACACUUCGCCACCAAGGUUCCUCAAGGAGUCUUAUAACCAAGGUGAAAGAAGAAAGUGGUCCAUCCAACCAGGGAUCGAAAACUGUAUAAGUUAGGUUUAAAAGGAUUUUAUGUCAAAGAGGAGGAAAACAGCACAGGGGAAGAUCAAGUAUCUGAAGAUGAGGAAAAAGAACAAAAACAUGAUAUUUUUAAUACUGCUGACUUACCAUCAGACAGCCGUGUCCCUGAGGUUGAAGACAUUGAACUAGAUUCAGAAACGGAACUUAUGAAGAGUAUGGGUUUGCCUUUACAAUUUGGUGGAGCAGCAGUCCAUAAGACUAUUAUGCGAUCUGGGAAUACUUAUAAAAGGAAUAACAAAGUAAUGAAGAAAAAGAAGAAGAAAAAAAACAUGCUGCAAAAAGAUAUUCUUGAAAUAAUGAAGGAUACUUUGGAAGAGGAUCAUGAGACUGAAGACAGCCACUCUCUAGCUGAUGACCCAUCCUUAAUUAACAAGGAAGUUGAUGAACAAUGUGAAAAUGGAGAAGUCAAACUUGAUGAGAUGAAUGAGAAAUGGGAAAUAUAUUGGGGCGAAUAUGGAGAAGGACUUCUUUGGAAAAGUUGGCAGGAAAAACAGGAGGAUGUAGAUUCUGAGCUUUUAUCUAUUAGCGAACCUUGGGAUAAUCCUGAAAUGAAGGAAAAAUGGCAGCAGCAUUAUAAUGAACUGUACUGGUAUUACUGGGAACAGUUUCAGUACUGGGCAAAUCAAGGUUGGACUGUUGAUGUGGCACAUAGUAGUCCAAAAAUAAAUAAAGGUAACCUAGAAACAAAGGAAGAAAAAACACAGAAUAUUGAAAUAGAUGAUGAGUACAGAGAAGUUCCGGACUCAAAUUUCUGUCCUCUUGCUUCUGUUGCCAGCUGUGAAUGUAAUCCCAUUAAAAACGACAAUCAGUGUAAUAUUGAUAUUCUUACAGAAAUCAAUAAAAUAAAUUUGAACUCAGAAGAAGCAGAAGAUAGCAAAUCGGAAACGAUGGUUGAUAGCAAUGAUAGUCAAGGACUCUAUUUAACAAACAUGGAAAGGCAUUGUCCUUGUGAUUCUAGCCAGUCUAAGAAAUCUGAUGAGGGACCAAAAGAAGAAAAUACGACUUCUGAAUAUGGAUGUUCAAACCCAGCAGCUUCACAGGUGCAUUCCACAGGAGGUGGGGGAUCAUCGCAUAAUAACAGUGAUGGUGAUGAACAGCCACCUGAACAGAAACCUGUCAGAUUAAAGAGAAGCCAUGAAUUAGACGCUGAAGAAGAUGCUCAGGCAGAUCCUGAUGAAGUUUUUGGUUUCUUGGGGCUCAAGCGUGGCACAGGACAAAGAUACAGAGAAAUUCCUGGUUUCAGUGAAAGAAGAGUGACUCAUCUCAAUCGAAACAUGAAAUUUAAAUCAAAGUUAUUGGAUAUGCGGAGAACAAUCAAGACCAAAAAUAAGCAUAUCUUUUUUACAGAAGAACCUGAAGUGGGAGUAUUUAAGACAAGUGAAACUUUGAAUAAGGUCGAAAGGUUCUUGAAGCAAGUAAAUGAACCUCAGGAAGAGACAUCUCAAGACAAAACAGUUCAUGCUUCCACUAGUAGUGAUUCAGAAGAACAGGAAAAUUCUGUUUGCUCACAAAAUAAUCCAGAUGUCCAAAACUAUGAACUGGUUCUCCCUGAUUCAAAUUCUAGUAGACAUAAAGGAAACAGCAUUGAAGAGGAGAAGCUGAUAAUAGCAGCAAGGGACUGUAAUUCUGAAGUGCCUGUUGAAGAGGUGGAAAAAGAACCAUGUUCUUUGGGAAGAGAGCUGCUUCCCUUGGAUAUUCCAGACUAUCUCCAGAUGGAAACAGAAGGUGAAGUAAAACCUAUGAAAAAGAAGAAAAAUAGAAAGAACAAGAAGGAAAAUAGAAGUGUACCGUCCCUGCCCCCUGAAAUAGCUGCCGAUCCAGAAUUGGCUAAAUACUGGGCACAGAGGUACAGGCUGUUUUCUCGGUUUGAUGAAGGGAUUCACUUAGACAGAGAGGGAUGGUUUUCUGUUACACCUGAGAAAAUUGCAGAGCAUAUUGCAGACCGUGUAAGGCAGUCCUUCAAGUCUGAUAUCAUAGUGGAUGCAUUUUGUGGUGUGGGAGGAAAUUCAAUUCAGUUUGCCCUUGCAGGAAAAAGAGUAAUUGCUAUUGAUAUUGAUCCUGUGAAGAUCCGUCUCGCGCACAAUAAUGCGGAAGUGUAUGGAGUGGCUGACCAAAUAGAAUUUAUAUGUGGGGAUUUCAUGAAGCUUGCAUCCAGUUUAAAAGGAGACAUUGUGUUUCUGAGUCCUCCAUGGGGUGGCCCUGAAUAUACCACUGCUGAAGUUUUUGAUGUUCAAACAAUGAUUUGUCCUGAUGGAUUCGAAGUUUUCAAGCUGUCACAAAAGAUUACCAACAACAUUGUGUAUUUUCUUCCCCGCAAUGCAGACAUAGAUCAGGUGACUUCCUUAGCUGGACCAGGAGGCAAAGUUGAAAUAGAACAAAAUUUUCUGAACAACAGGUUGAAGACCAUAACUGCUUAUUUUGGAAACCUGAUCAGACAAAAUGCAUCAUGAUGGGUUUGCAUAAAUGAACCACUUAUCAAUGCAAAAUUGAUGAUCUGAAAAUUCUGAGUUUUAUCUCUUCAUCUGUUUCUAAAAUCAAUGGCUGUCAUAUUUUUUUUAAAAAAAUAGAUGGUUUUGGAAUAUUUGUUGCAAUGCCAAUAAAACGUUUUAUAAUAACACA
Messenger RNA from Anolis carolinensis (green anole), 3413 nucleotides. RefSeq names its product trimethylguanosine synthase 1 (gene tgs1). The record is from RefSeq and is a predicted model, not a curated record. The transcript is spliced from 13 exons. NCBI's taxonomy places the organism in Eukaryota, Metazoa, Chordata, Lepidosauria, Squamata, Anolidae. The coding region runs from base 941 to 3244 and encodes 767 amino acids. Gene Ontology annotation, molecular function: RNA cap trimethylguanosine synthase activity. Gene Ontology annotation, biological process: 7-methylguanosine cap hypermethylation; 7-methylguanosine RNA capping. Gene Ontology annotation, cellular component: nucleus.